AUGCUCGAUGAACAUUUUCCAAACUCUUUGAUUGCUCGAUAUUAUGGUGUUAAUGUUGUUCAUUCAAAUGGUGACGUAUGGAGACGACUUAGGCGUAUAUGUAACCCAGCAUUUAAAUCUUUGCCCAUACACUUCUUUAUCGAAACUGGGUUUAAGUUGAUGGAUAUUUUAGAGAAAAUAGACAAUAAACCAAUUGAAGUUAGGAAUCUUAUGCACAGAUUCGCUCUGGAUGUUCUUGGCAAAGCUGCUUUUGGGUUUGAUUUUGACAAUCUUGGAAAGCCGAACAACGUUUAUGUAACAGCAUAUAAUAAAGUUCAAGAAGACAUUAGAAAUCCAUAUUUUAUUUAUUUUCCAAUACUUAAUUGUAUUCCAUUCCUAAAUAAGCAACGUUUUAAAAGAGUAGAGGAAUUGGAUAAUAUAUUGGAUGAAAUUGUUGAAAAGAAACGCGAAGCCUUGGCUAAUGAAAAUACCCCAAAACGGGGAGACCUUUUAGAAUUAAUGUUAAAAGCUUGCGAAGAUCCUGAGAAUCAGAAAUUAACAAAUGUUGAAUUUAGGCAUAAUUUGGGAGUUUUUAUGCUUGCGGGUCAUGAUACAACCGCGAAUUCUUUGGCAACAGUUUUAUAUCUUUUAGCAGCUCAUAAAGAUGUCCAGCGAAAAGCUCGUGAAGAAAUCUUGAGAGUACUUGGUGAUAAUUUAACACCAUCGAUGGAGCAACAAAAAUCAUUAAAAUAUUUAGAUAUGAUUCUUUAUGAAAAUCUUAGAUUAUAUCCACCAAUUGCAAUCUUACCAGCACGUGUAACAACAAAAGACAUAGAAUGCCGUGGUCAUGUAAUUCCAGCUGGCGCAUGUAUCCAAUUAUUUAUAUAUGGAAUACAUCAUUCACCAGAGCUGUGGAAAAACCCAGAAGAGUUUUUACCCGAAAGAUUUGAAAACGAACAGCAUGAACAAGGAGAGUUUGGUUCCUGGUUGGGUUUUGGUGGUGGAUCCAGAAUGUGUCUGGGACAUAACUUUUCGUUUAUUGAGCAAAGAAUUGUGCUAUGCUUGUUAUUACGUAAAUACGAAAUCUCGUUAACACCAAACAGCAUACAUAAAAAUGGGUUAAAAAUUGACGUGGCAUAUUCUGGAACUAUGUCGCCGCUUCCAAUUGAACUUAUAUUCAAAAGAAGAAGUGAAUAA
Molecule: messenger RNA, 1176 nt
Organism: Cetraspora pellucida
Lineage: Eukaryota; Fungi; Glomeromycota; Glomeromycetes; Diversisporales; Gigasporaceae
Source: the annotation of a GenBank genome assembly